AUGCGCCCCGUCCCGGCUCCGGCGCUCCUCCGCGCCCUGAGGCUGCUGCUCCCGCUGGCCGCCGGCGCCGUCGCCUACCCGGCCUGGAGCAACUCCGACGACCUGGUGCACCUGUACACCUCCAGCGCCAGGAAGAGCUUCCACCUGCAGAUCCACCCCGACGGACGCGUGGACGGCAGCCCGGAGCAGACCGUGGACAGUACUUUGGUAAUCAAAACCUUGCAUCCAGGCUAUGUAACGAUCAAUGGUGCGAAGAGUGAACUCUACCUUUGUAUGGACAGUAGCGGAAAUCUCUUUGGAUCGCGUUCCUUCAGCAAUGAGGACUGUACCUUUAAGCACACGAUGCUCGAAAAUGGCUACGAUGUUUACCAGUCUCCCAGGCAUAAUUUCCUGGUCAGCCUAGGAAAGGUGAAGAAAGCUUUUGUUCCCAGAAUGAACCUACCGCCCCUUUCUCAGUUUUUAACCAGAAGGAACGAAAUCCCCUUGGUCCAGUUCUACACACCCAGGCCUCAGCAGGAGGAGCCCAGGAACACCGACGCCGAGCGGUGUGGGGGCCUCUUGUCCACUGGAAAGUUGCCCGAAGAAAAUCCGGAUCAGGAGGGCCUCCACCCUUGCUUGGACAGCUCCGAUCCCGAAGAGAGAGACCCCCUCGGAGUCACGCUCAGCGGAAGGUUUCCUAGCCCUCGAACGGAUUCCUGA
This is a messenger RNA of Crotalus tigris (Tiger rattlesnake), 699 nucleotides long. Its product is annotated as fibroblast growth factor 23-like. The record is from RefSeq and is a predicted model, not a curated record. Gene Ontology annotation, cellular component: cytoplasm. The coding region runs from base 1 to 699 and encodes 232 amino acids. Lineage: Eukaryota; Metazoa; Chordata; Lepidosauria; Squamata; Viperidae. Gene Ontology annotation, biological process: positive regulation of protein phosphorylation; fibroblast growth factor receptor signaling pathway; positive regulation of cell population proliferation. Gene Ontology annotation, molecular function: growth factor activity; type 1 fibroblast growth factor receptor binding. The transcript has 3 exons.